ACACCAAGACAGCAACCUGACGAAUCCGCCCCGUCCCCCGCAUUCGCGCCUCCACCAUGUUCUCCAGGCGCAUUGUUGCGGCCCGUCCGCUGGCCCGAUCCAUUGCUCCCAUCGCAGCACGCCCACGCCCGCAAUUCACCCAGAUCCGCACUGCCCUGACCGACGCCGAGAAGGCCCAUCUCGAGCUCGCCGACCCCAACCAAAAUGGCGGCUACAUCAACCCACCUGCCGAGAAGCGAGGAAACCGCGAUCCCUACGGCGACUACUGGGACAAGCAGGAGCGCCGCAACUACGGCGAGCCCUGUCACGAGGACAAUGAUAUCCUCGGUGUACUAGCUCUGCACGACUACAACCACUUCAGUCCCCAGUGGGGUUUCGUUCUCAUGGGCACCUUCAUCGCAACCGUCUUCGGCCUCUGCGCUGCUGUCAAGUCCGUCUACCCAGACAAGAUCAGUGCGCCCAAGACAUACCCAGAUGGCCUGGAAGCCGAGCUUGGAGGCAAGGGUGCUUUACCAGCGAGGAAGCCCGGUCAGGGUUGGUAGGUUACGGGCAUGCGAGAAUAAAUUCGUGUAUAAAAUACCACUCGCAAUGGAAUUCUCCUUGUCAUUUU
Molecule: messenger RNA, 610 nt
Organism: Bipolaris maydis ATCC 48331
Lineage: Eukaryota; Fungi; Ascomycota; Dothideomycetes; Pleosporales; Pleosporaceae
Cellular component (GO): mitochondrion
Source: RefSeq, a predicted model, not a curated record